Molecule: messenger RNA, 2891 nt
Organism: Carassius auratus (goldfish)
Lineage: Eukaryota; Metazoa; Chordata; Actinopteri; Cypriniformes; Cyprinidae
Product: oligodendrocyte transcription factor 1-like
Exons: 2
Coding region: 250-948 (232 amino acids)
Biological process (GO): sensory organ development; positive regulation of transcription by RNA polymerase II; axon development
Cellular component (GO): nucleus
Molecular function (GO): protein dimerization activity; DNA-binding transcription factor activity, RNA polymerase II-specific; E-box binding
Source: RefSeq, a predicted model, not a curated record
AGUACUUCUCUCAUAUUCUUCCAAUGGUUAGGGAGUGUGUUAGGCACAGUUAAAAAAUCUCUAUUAAGGACAACUACGUGGACAAAAGAGCAAACUAUCUAAUUGAGCAUUUAGCAUUUAACCAUUGCUGUUUUCAGAAAAAUUAAAUCACGACUGGAUGAAUAUGGACUUGAAGAAGUGAACUGCUUUAUUGUUACUCAAAUAAUCCCUGGAAGAAGAUCUGGAGUGUGUGGACCAAGAGCUUGAAGAAUGCAGGCUGUGUCUGGUUUUAGGUGCAAGGAGCAGGGCGAGGGCUCUUUGCAGCAACUCAUGCCAAGAAUUGUACGAGUAACAGGAGGAUCAGGCUCCGGUGCUGGGGUUCUCCAAGGGCCUCAGAGAUCUUCUAAACCCUCUCGUGAGCUUAGUGUGGAAGAGCAACAGGAGCUACGGAGAAAGAUCAACAGUCGUGAGAGAAAGAGAAUGCAGGACCUUAACGUGGCCAUGGAUGCUUUACGGGAGGUCAUGGUGCCCUACUCUUCUUCCACUGGUGUAGGUGGAGCACUGCAGUACCCUUACCUCCCUCCUGGAGCCCCUCCAACCGGGCGCCGCUUGUCUAAGAUCUCUACGCUGGUGCUGGCCCGUAACUACAUCCUACUCCUAGGCUCCUCCUUGCAGGAGAUGAGGCGUCUGUUGGGCGAGGUCAGCAUCGGGAUGGGAGCCAGCGGGACUGUACCACGUCUGCUGCUGACAGGAGGGUGGCCAUUUCUUACCGGGCCAGGACAGCUUCUACUUUCCCCUCCUGAGCAGCAAAUGGGUGCAGCAAAGUGCCCUCUUCUGCCUCAGGGUACUCAGGAGGAGCCCUUGGCAUGGGGGUCAGGCAGCAUGUCGGCGAGCCCGGUGUGCCAGUGUGGGGUGUGCCGGACCCCACGGGUGGUGCAUGUUAAUCUCACCACACGCUUGCCAAAAUGAUUCCAACAUGACUUAGAGAACAUGCAGUUAUUAAUGUCUGUGAAGGGUGGGAUGUAUGGUUAAUUUUUUGGUAACACUUUACAAAAAGGUUAAUUUUGUUAACCUUUAGGAAUAGUUCACCCAAAAACUAAAGUUAUUUCAUAAUUUCCUCACCAUCUUGACAUUUACAGAACUGUUUGACUUUCAUCUGUGGAAGACCAAUAAAGAAAUCAACUGUUUUAUGUUCCACAGAAGAAAGAAAGUCACAUGGUUUUGAAAUGCCAUGAUGGUUGAUAAAUGAUGACAGAGUUUUUUGGUAAGCUGUCCCUCAAACAAACACUGAGCAAAACUUUUACAGCAUUUAAUACAUUUUAGUUCAUGUCAAUUUUCACAUAUACUAAUACAUUGUUAACAUUUCAACGUGAAUUUGCAAAUUUGCAUUUGGCUAACUAAACCUUUUUAAGUGUUACCACUUUUCACUUGCAAAAAUGCUCCUAUGUAUGUUUCCCAUACAGCUACUCUCUUCUAUGUGUUUGCUAAGAAUUAAACUCGCAAUACUGAAAGAGUGUGUGUUUGUGCAUCAGUUGUUUGAAACUGCAAAAGUUCAUCUCUCAGCGCAUUUCCUUUUUUUACAUCUUGUUCUCUGUAGUAGGCAUGUGCAUGUGUGUGUGUGUGUGUGUGUGUGCUUAGCUGCAUCCAAAUGGAUAGAAAUAAUUAAUUGUGCACCCCUUUUGCUGCACAAGGACGGAGGCUUUCUUUCACCACAGCCUUCCCUGAACCCACCCCAUUCAACUCCCCAAACAAACCCCACAUCAAAUCCGCUAGCCCCAUAAUAAUUAGCCCACACUCUUUCUCCAGCUUCACCAUCUUUAAUCCACUCGCUCGUUCUCUGCUUGUCGAGGUAAAUGCGUUUACACGGGCCAGUGUGGCACCAUUCUUUGCUCUCUGUGAACUGCAAAUUCAAACGCACAGAAAAUGUGUUUCCACCAAAAGAGUUCACUUACAAACAACACCCUCUCCAACAUCCAAACUCUGACAUCCACCCCUCCGAAUGCUUGGCGGGUUGAAAAAAAAAGAAGCAAUUCUUUCAAUCUCAGGGCACAGUCAAAGCCUUGAAAGGAGGUAAAAGCAAUUCCAUCUUGUGGAUAGGGGUGCGUGAAUGAGGAUGCAGAUUAUAAUCAUAAGAAUAAUGAUAAAAUACGAGGAAUAAUCGCCCCCACUGCAAAAGGGGAUUAGUCCGGCCAGGCGCAUGAAAGAGGGCGAGAGGCUGAAUGGAAGGAGUCUGUUGCCCAUCGCCCGGGACAAAAGGAGAGGUAGAUGCUAUUAAGUGAGAUUAGGGUUAAUAGGUCUUGAUUUUCUUACAAGGAGGUAAAAAAAAUUAAAAAGAAGUACAGAGGGGGGAGAGGUGGGACAGAGAAGUAGGAAAGAUCAAAGUAAGACGCAAAGACUUAAAACCCUUCUCUUUGCGAGGACGCACACACACACACACACUUUAACUUGGCACCUCUUAAAUUUACAUAUAGCUGCCUUAUGUCCGCUGACAACUUGAAGAGAUUACUUCACUAAUUUUAUCUCACUUCAGUGCUUUUCUUAAAGCCAUCUUCUCCUGUCCUUCUCUCCUAAGGUGAUAACUUUCUCUCUGAUGAUGGUGGGCGUAUUGUGAGAAGGAUGCAGGGGUCUGCUCUCUCUUUGUGUUCAUUCUUCAGCUCAUCAGUGGAGCUAAAUCCAGCCAAAACAAAAUGAGACAAAAGAAGAGAAAGUAGAACGGGGUGUCCUAUUGUUCUCCACUAAAUACCAAUGUGUGGUAUACUUCACUGAUAUAUGGCCUGAACAACCACUGUGUGAGUAUGUGUGUGUGUGUUGGAGGGAGAAAAACUGACCUCUGUAUGAGAGGAAAAUGUUGGUCAAAUGAAUCAAUUAUGUAAGGAAUGUGUGUGCAUACUUGUGAGGACCAAGUAAUAAAA